Musca vetustissima is the source of this 2025-nucleotide messenger RNA. It is a transcript of the gene Gle1, whose product is annotated as mRNA export factor Gle1. Lineage: Eukaryota; Metazoa; Arthropoda; Insecta; Diptera; Muscidae. Gene Ontology annotation, molecular function: translation initiation factor binding; inositol hexakisphosphate binding; phospholipid binding. The record is from RefSeq and is a predicted model, not a curated record. The transcript is spliced from 3 exons. Bases 1 to 2025 code for a protein of 674 amino acids. Gene Ontology annotation, biological process: regulation of translational termination; poly(A)+ mRNA export from nucleus; regulation of translational initiation. Gene Ontology annotation, cellular component: nuclear pore; nuclear pore cytoplasmic filaments; cytoplasm.
AUGCUUGCUCAAAAAGUUGAAGAGGCUCUGAAUGAUAUAAACAAACUCCAUAUAACUGUUUUGGAACAUGCGGCAGAAAUUUCUCCACUUAUCAAAGGAAGAUCCCUGGGACCGGAUGUCGAUAAUAAAGAAAACAGUACACAGAAGCGUAGUGACAAAAAGGAAAAUGUCUGGAUAUCAACGAAUAAAAGUAAAACACCCACCAAACAAUCGCCCGCUUCCAAAACUACACAGAACCAUACUACUGAUACAUUGGAUUUCAAUAGUCUUCAGAAUCUUGAUGUCAACACUGUAAAUUCCAGUAUUUUAUUACGUGAAGCCGAAGAGGCAAGAAAACGAACCAUACGACAGCAGGUUCUGGAUAUGCACGAAAAACAUUUAACCAUAAUGCAAGAAUGCCUCAAGCCCAUCGAAGAACAGUGCAAAGAAGAGAAACGUAAAUGGUUGGAGAAGAAACGUCAAAGUGAUAGUCAAAUCAUUGCUCGAGCGGAACAACAAUCCGAAUUGGAUCUCAAGGAACAUCAACGACAAUUGGAGACGCUACGUCUUCAAACUCAACGACAAUUACAAGUCAUAUCGUUUCAGGGUAUUGCCCAGUACCAAUCAAAAUUUCGUAGUAAAUAUGAAGCUAUUGUUAAUUUACUAAUGUCCAUUGACAAGUCGGUGCUGAUGUCCUGCAACGAAUAUAACAACAAAUUGAAGGAACUUAUACAAAUGUUUGAACAAUUGAUAAAUAAAAUUAAAAGCGGGACAUGUGGCGGAGAGGAAUUGAAAACUGCGGACAAUCUCUGUAAAUCAUUAGCCGCAUUAGAGGUGGGUAUUUUGGAAGCACUGAAACAAGAGAAGGAAAAACAGGAAAAUAUUGCAAAGGAGGAACAGCAAAAGGCGCAGAGGGCUAAUGAACAACAGCUGCAGCAGCAACAACAAGCGGCUGCACAACAACAUCAGCAACAACAACAACAACCGCCCUUGCCACAAGAACCACCUGCACAACAAGCGCCAGCACCACCUGCCCAACAACAGAAUGUAACCCCCCAAACUGAGGCAACACCACAACAACAGCAGCAACAAAAUGUACCCGAAACUAAAUCUUCCGACGAAACAGAUAAAACCACAAAUAUUAGCUCUCAGCAUGUUAGCCAAGAACGUCUUGAAUUCUAUACAAAAAUCAAUACUUUCUAUUUGGAAAAAGUGGAACGUGUAAAAGCUCUACAGUCCGAUGAAUCGAUGAAAAAAUAUCGUUUCGAUUGUCAAAAAUCCAUAAACAUACCCGUCAAUGCCAUAUCCGCUGUUAGUCCUCAACAUAUACAGGAUAAAUUUGAUAAAUUAUAUUCAUUUGUUUCUGCACAACCGCCUCUGGGGCGAGACUACUGUAUACUGCUGAUGGCCAAAAAGUUUGUCGGACAGGGAGAAACUACAAUUUCCAGCAACCCCCAGGCAGCCUUUCCCGUUGCUUCCGUCAUUGUUUCCCUAUGGAAAUGUAUGCCUGAAUUUGGUCAACUUUUCUUGGCCUACUGUUUUAAAGAAUGUCCCUUCCUUGUACCAUAUUUUAUACCACAAAAAAAGGACCAAUCUCCCGAGGAAUAUUCAAAAGUUCUGGGAUUUCGAACGGUCGAUGGACAGCCCGAGAAACAGGAAAUGUAUUUGAAACGUCAGGCGGGCAUAGCACGUUUAUAUGCAGCGGUCAUGGUAACAAAUGGACGCAAACAAGAUAGUUCGCCACAUCCGUAUGGUAUAGAAAAUGCUUGGCGUUGGUUAACAAAUAUGAUGGAUAUUGCACCGUUGCCAUUCCUCUCGGCCACACUGAUAAUGGAAAUUUUACAGAUAGUUGGUAGCGAUAUGUGGUCCAACUACGGCCGACAAUUUGUCAAACUUCUGAUGUACAUACAACAACAUUAUUUUGCCAAACUGUCCGAUGGAGAUACGGGUGGUCCCAAGGCAAGAUUGGAAUUAUUGUUAAAUAAUUUCUUGAGAGAUGGUCAAAUACAAAAGCCAGCUGGAAUGUUACCAUUAGGAUUUUGGUGA